This is a messenger RNA of Naegleria lovaniensis, 1545 nucleotides long. RefSeq lists its product as uncharacterized. The transcript has 3 exons. Lineage: Eukaryota; Heterolobosea; Eutetramitea; Acrasida; Naegleriidae. The coding region runs from base 1 to 1545 and encodes 514 amino acids. The record is from RefSeq and is a predicted model, not a curated record.
AUGGCGUCACACGACUCGGAAGCAUUGAUUAUGCACAAUUCUCACAUCGAUUCAGGUCAGAGGACAAGUGGUGACCUCCGUUUGGAUGAUACCUUUUUAGAAGUCGAAGGUACCACAACCACGUAUUAUCAUGAUGAUCUUCCAACACACAGUAAUCGAGUGAACAAUCAUAAUUCCAAUCAUUUGAAGAAAUUCUCAAGCACUCCGAUGAAACAAUUCAUGACCUAUUUAUUCAUUGGAUUUUCUACUUUAAUUGUUCUUGCUUUAUUGAGUGCUUUGAUCAUUAUUGUGAUUUAUAAUGUGGCAAAUCCAAUGAAACCACCCAUUCAUGAAACUCCUCUCAAUUCUACAGUGAUUCUUGUAUCCAUUGAUGGAUUCCGAGCACAAUAUUUGACACAAUGUAUGGCACAACAGUAUUGUGAAAAUUUGAAAUUAUUAGUGCAGAGUGGAGCGACAAGCUCGAAAGGAUUUCAACCCGUGUUUCCGUCCAAGACGUUUCCAAAUCAUUAUUCGAUCGUGACAGGAUUGUAUGCAGAGUCACACGGAAUUGUUUCAAAUUCCUUCUACGAUCCUUCUUUCAAUGCAGUUUUCAAAUUAGGAAGCGAUGAAUCUCUCAAACCCAGAUGGUGGUUAGGAGAACCCAUAUGGAACACUGCAGAAAAACAACGAGUCAUUUCUGGGUCGUUCUUUUGGCCUGGAUCCGAUGUGGCCAUUCAGGGACGAUAUCCUACUUAUUAUAAAGUAUAUGACGGAUCUGUUCCAUAUUCGACAAGAAUUCACACAUUAUUGAAAUGGUUGGAUGAGAAGGAAAAGGUUCCACAAUUGUUAUUAACCUACUUUGAUGGAGUGGAUUCGAAUGGACAUUCAUAUGGACCCAAUUCGAAUAAUGUGAUUAAUGCCAUUCGUGAAGUCGAUGAAAGUAUUGGAUUAUUAAUGACUGGUCUCGAACAACGAAAUAUUUCACAACAAGUCAAUCUCCUCAUUGUGAGUGAUCAUGGUAUGGCAGAAACGCCCUCUUCGAAAAUUAUUCGAGUUUCUGACAUUUUAGGACGAGACAUUGUGGAUGGAUCGAAAGUGAAGAAUUUCAAUAAUGGACCAUUUUUUGAUUUUUAUUUUCAAGACGAGUCACAAAUUGAUAUUAUUUAUGGAGAGUUGACGGCUUCGAUUGUGAAUAGUGCCACAUUUUCAGAGGGAAUUCAAGGAGUGUAUACAAGGAAAAAUAUGCCUGCACGGUUUCAUUAUACCAAUUCGAAUCGAAUUGCUGAUAUUGUUAUUUUAGGCAAAGUUGGAUAUUCUAUUUUGAGAUCUUCAACGAGUUCCUUGUAUGGAAAUGGAAAUCAUGGCUAUGACAAUGAAGCACAAGAUAUGAUGGGUCUAUUCAUUGCCAAAGGUCCACUUUUUAAAUCUGGCUUUACCUCUCCAGAUGUGAUUCACAAUAUUGACGUGUAUCCUUUAGUAUGUGAAAUUUUGAAGAUUAAACCAGCACCCAACAAUGGAACUCUCUCAACCAUUUCACAAUUUUUAAAGCAAAUACCAAAGAAAUAA